Penicillium pulvis is the source of this 237-nucleotide messenger RNA. RefSeq lists its product as uncharacterized. The transcript has 2 exons. Lineage: Eukaryota; Fungi; Ascomycota; Eurotiomycetes; Eurotiales; Aspergillaceae. The record is from RefSeq and is a predicted model, not a curated record. Bases 1 to 237 code for a protein of 78 amino acids.
AUGACGCUCACUGCCCUGCGUGUGCACCGUGUGUCGGGGAAGCUCCAUCGCCAAGAUUUGGCCCUGCGUGCGACCGACGAUAUCUCCGCGAAUGAGAGGCUUUGCCGGUUCUUGGCCUGCGUGUGGGUUUGGAAUGCUGGGACAUGGCUGGGCCGUGGAAUGCCCUGUGUGAGGACAUUGCAAUGGAUUGACGUAUCACAGUCCGUUGCUAAGAUUUGGAUCUUAGCUGGAUACUGA